Messenger RNA from Calliphora vicina (urban bluebottle blowfly), 3268 nucleotides. It is a transcript of the gene neur, whose product is annotated as E3 ubiquitin-protein ligase neur. Gene Ontology annotation, molecular function: ubiquitin protein ligase activity. The transcript is spliced from 3 exons. The record is from RefSeq and is a predicted model, not a curated record. Lineage: Eukaryota; Metazoa; Arthropoda; Insecta; Diptera; Calliphoridae. The coding region runs from base 452 to 2683 and encodes 743 amino acids.
GUUCUUUUUUCUUUUUUUCGUCGUUGAGCACUUUUAAUACGGUCGGGUAAAGUUGCUCUAACAAAAAAAAAAUUAAAGGGAAAUAAUACAACACAACUUCAAUAUUUAUUAGGGGUUAAUUUAUUUUUAUAUCUACAAAAUAACUCUUCAAAUUUAAACAACAAAAAAAAACCAACAACAACGGAUUUAAUCCACUAUAAUAUCAAAAAAAAAAUCACCAAACAAAACACACCACCUUUAAGGAUUAUUAAAAAACAAACUAAAAUAAUAUAGAACAAAAAUAACUGUAACUCUGAUUAAAAAUGUAUUGAAAUACAAAACUGUGUUAAAAAUAAAUCAUUUUAAAAAAAGCGUUUUUUCGCCUUUAAUUUAUUUUUGCAAAAAAAAGUUUUUAUAAAACGUAUUUAUUAUUGUUAAAUAACGUUUGUGCUUAACAAGUUAUACAAAUAAAAUGGGUCUUACUGAAAUACCAACUGGCUAUAUGGCUCAAAAUUCGGGUGGCCAUGUUAUGGUUAUGGAACAGCAUCAUCACCAUCAUCAUCAUGUGGAACAUCAUGACAAGGAUAAAAUGAGUAGUAAAAAGAAAAUGCAUUUGCUGAAAAAAAUCAAAAAACGUUUUGGAUUGGUACGUCGUUCACCAUCAUCUUGCCCUGGUCCCAACAACUUGCCACCCCUACAAUUUCACCACGUUCACGGCGACAACAUACGCAUUUCCCGCGAUGGUACACUGGCACGACGUUUCGAGAGUUUCUGUCGCGCCAUCACCUUUUCGGCCCGUCCCGUACGCAUUAACGAACGUAUUUGUGUGAAGUUUGCUGAAAUUUCCAAUAAUUGGAAUGGCGGCAUACGUUUCGGUUUCACCAGCAAUGAUCCCUCCACUUUGGAGGGCACACUACCCAAAUAUGCCUGUCCCGAUUUAACGAAUCGUCCUGGCUUCUGGGCUAAAGCUUUGCAUGAGCAAUACUGCGAGAAGGACAAUGUUCUGUACUACUAUGUCAAUUCGGCGGGAGAUGUUAUUUAUGGCAUCAACAAUGAGGAGAAGGGUGUGAUAUUGUCGGGUAUUGACACCAGAGGUUUACUAUGGACUAUUAUUGAUAUUUAUGGCAAUUGUACGGGUAUUGAGUUUUUGGAUGCUCGCAUUUAUAUGUAUCAACAGAGUGGUGGUGUGGGCAUGCCACCCGCUUUAAUGGCUCCCGGCAUGACGGGCACUUUGCCCGGUCCACAGAUGGCAGGCGGAGGUUUGAAUCCUCAUCAUCCUAAUCAACAGUCGAGAAGAUCCCUGCCAGCCGGCCAGUAUGAACAUGAAUUGGAGCGCACCGUUAUGACUUCUAUGCAGUCCCUUAAUUUGGCUGGCGAUCAAGUAGCGUUGGCUUCUGAUUUGGCCAAUGGCUUGCCCCCACUAAGAUAUAAUGCCAAUGGUCGUUUGAUACCCGUACCCUUUCACAUUACCAAAGGACGUAAUGUACGUUUAUCGCACGACCGCUUUAUAGCCUCACGCACGGAAAAUGAUUUCUGUCAAGGUUAUGUUUUCACUGCCCGUCCCAUCAGAAUAGGGGAGAAAAUAAUUGUGCAAAUACUGAAAACCGAACAAAUGUAUGUGGGAGCCUUGGCUUUGGGCUUGACCUCCUGCAAUCCAUCGGCCUUGCAGCCCGGAGAUUUGCCCAAUGAUUCUGAUUUCCUAUUAGAUCGUCCCGAAUACUGGGUGGUGAGCAAGGAUAUAGCAGCCGCCCCUCAAAGAGGUGAUGAGAUUGCCUUCUUUGUGGCGCCCAAUGGGGAAGUAACCAUCAGUAAAAAUAAUGGCCCAGCGGUAGUGGUGAUGCAUGUCGAUCAAUCUUUACAAUUGUGGGCCUUUUUGGAUGUCUAUGGUUCUACCCAGUCGGUGCGCAUGUUCCGUCAACAACUGCCCAAUAUGGUAAAUUAUCCGCCCUCGGCCGUGGCUGGCUCCUCGCAGCGCAUAGUCAACAUGCCCGUUUCCGAGUCAAUCAAUAGUCUGAAUAGUCAAAUCUCUGAGAAUCGCAAAAUCAUACACCCAUCCCAGUUGAAUGUAACACACGGCACUAUAAGCGCCUCCACCUCCACAUUGGCCUCGAUGCAAUCGACCAAUAAUCUGGCAGCCGGUACCAACUCAGGUAUAUUAAAUGGUACUUGCUCACCGCCCUCCGCCGGCGGUCGUAUGAUCAGUAUGCCCUCGAAUGGCGAAAUGAUACAAAUACAGCCGAACGGCGGCGGCACAGUGUUGGUUGUGAAUUUACCGCCUGCCACUUCAGCCAUGGAUUUGAAUAGUGCUUUGUCGGCCUCACAGGCACGCAUCCAACAGACUGCGAAUACAACGAACUCGAACUCGAAUGCUACAUGCUCAAGUGGUGCCAGCAGUAGUUCAAAUGUUAAUACACUAGUGGGAAAUAUUAAUAACGCACAAUUUAUGGAGCCUCAUACUGCCUCUUCUAUUGCCGCUAACAAUUGUGCCUCGGUAACCAGCAAUAAAUUAAUAGAUCACACCGAUUCAGCUGGUGCUGAAUGUACCAUUUGCUAUGAAAAUCAAAUUGAUUCAGUGCUGUAUAGUUGUGGUCAUAUGUGCAUGUGCUACGAUUGCGCCAUCGAACAAUGGCGCGGUGUGGGUGGCGGGCAAUGUCCUCUUUGCCGGGCCGUCAUUAGAGAUGUUAUACGCACUUAUACCACAUAAGUUUAAAAACUGAUUGAUUUAAUACUGAGAACGGAUUAAGUUAUUUUUAACAAAAAGAGAGUGAAAAAAAGACCUGAAUUGAGCGCAAAAAGGUUUUUUUUACUAAAACUAACGAGAUCCUAUGGAAACUUGAACAAACUUUUUUUUAUUAUUAGUUUUUAUUUAAUAAAAAUAAAAAACUCGCAAAGAAAUGAAAUUAAACCAGAUAAAAAUACUAAAAAUUAAUAGAAAUUAAACAAAAUUAUGGAAUAACACAACAAGUUUAUUUUUUGUUAUUUCUAUUCAAAAAAGAUAAAAAUUAAAAACACUCACAGCUUGAAGUAACAAGCUGUGUAACCUUUUUAAUACUAUAAAUAUGGACGAAAUUUAAAUUAUAUUUGAAUAUAUUUGCUUAGCUUAUUUAUAAGUAUUAUGUGAUUUUAUUAUAAUUGUAUUAUAGUUUUUAAAUUAAACACAAAACAAAAACCACAAAUUAUAUAUAAAAACUUGGAUUUAAUUGUAAUUUUUUUAUACACACUUAAAUGUUAAACGCAAACAAAUCAAGGCCUUUUAUUUAAUUUUAUAUGAAAUUUCGUUUUUAGGCAU